This is a messenger RNA of Protopterus annectens (West African lungfish), 2013 nucleotides long. It is a transcript of the gene TMEM39B, whose product is annotated as transmembrane protein 39B. Gene Ontology annotation, cellular component: membrane. Lineage: Eukaryota; Metazoa; Chordata; Ceratodontiformes; Protopteridae. Bases 441 to 1910 code for a protein of 489 amino acids. The record is from RefSeq and is a predicted model, not a curated record. The transcript has 10 exons.
UAUUACCGGUCUAUUACAAGCACGUUCUGGUUCCACCUCUCAGGCGCUACUCCUGUAGAGGUCCGUCCGUGCUGCUUUUCCUCCUAACAUUGGUUCCGUUUCUGUUAGCGGUCCGUGGACUUGGUACUCUAACUAUUGUAUUUCCUCUAUCAGUGUCAACCGACGGCAGACCUCGAUAUUUGUUUUGGAUUUUCUAUCCUUUCUUCAGCCCCGCUUUGCGGGAAACUUUGAUGUGCUAGGCAUCUGUGGAACACUGACCUCUGCUAAUCAUCAGAGAGAUACCAGGAGAGAUGAUGAAACUACUGUCCAAGUAAAGCAAUACAAGUGAGAAGCCAGAUGUUAAGAUUUACUGUUGCAGUGACAUUUCUGUGACGAUCGCUCUUGAGGUUCUGAAGUCUGUUCAGUUAUUCCAAGACGAUAGCAUUGAGCCCUUUGAUGUUAUGGCAGGAGGAAGGAGAGGGCCCAAUAGGACAUCCUACUGCCGAAAUACCCUCGGUGAAAUGGGAUCAGCUGGUGGCUCUGCUCAUACUUCCAGCUCUCCAGUUACUGGAGUCCGUUCCCGGACAAGGAGUGGUUCUGGGACAGGCCUUUCCAGUCCUCCCCUAGCAGCACAGACUGUCAUUCCACUGAAGCACAGCAAAAUCCCAGAAUUGCCAGCAGAGAGAAAUGUCCUCUUUGAAUUUCAGCUGCUGUUCUGCCACCUAAUAGCCCUUUUUGUGCACUAUAUAAAUAUCUAUAAGACAGUUUGGUGGUACCCUCCAGAGAACCCUCCUUCUCACACCUCUUUGAACUUUCAUCUGAUAGAUUACAAUCUGCUGACGUUUGCUAUCCUUGUCUUGGCUCGCAGACUUAUCACUGCAGUCGUAAAAGAGGCAUCUCAGAGUGGAAGAGUAUCUGUACCGCAGUCUGUCUUUUUGGUGACUACAAGAUUCGCUAUUUUAACAGGAACAGGAUGGAGCUUGUGCCGAUCAUUAAUACACCUUUUUAGGACCUACUCGGUCUUAAAUUUACUGUUUCUCUGUUACCCGUUUGGAAUGUAUAUUCCUUUCCUCCGAUUUGGCUGGGACUUUAGAAGGCCACGCCCUCUAUCUCCCAUCACCACCAUCGGGCCUAAAGAGAAUGGAACAGCUAAUGGCAAAAGCAAAGACUAUUUAUCAGUUUUAAAAGAGACAUGGAAGUUGCACACCAGGCAGCUCUAUGGCACAGAAACCCUUCCCAGUCAUGCCUGCUGCCUUUCCCCAGACCUGAUCCGCAGUGAAGUGGAAUAUUUAAAGCUGGAUUUUAAUUGGAGGAUGAAGGAGGUACUGGUGAGCGCCAUGCUUAGUGCGUAUUAUGUGGCCUUCGUUCCUGUCUGGUUUAUAAAGAGCACUCAGUAUUAUGAUAAACGGUGGUCAUGUGAGCUCUUUAUCUUGGUUUCGGUCAGUACAUCGGUUGUACUGAUGCGACAUCUCCUCCCUCCUCGCUACUGUGAUCUUUUACACAAAGCAGCAGCGCACCUUGGCUGUUGGCAGAAAGUAGAUCCAGCACUCUGUUCCAACGUACUGCAGCACUCAUGGUCAGAAGAAUGCAUGUGGCCCCAGGGAGUGUUAGUAAAACACAACAAAAAUGUAUACAAAGCCAUGGGGCAUUACAAUGUUGCAGUUCCUUCAGACAUGUCACAUUACAGAUUUUAUUUUUUCUUUCACAGACCUCUGAGGAUAUUAAAUAUACUCAUCAUUCUAGAAGGAUCCAUCAUAUUUUACCAGCUGUACUCACUCAUCUGUUCAGAAAAGUGGCAUCAAACAAUAUCACUAGCAUUGAUACUUUUUAGCAAUUAUUAUGCUUUUUUCAAAUUACUUCGGGACAGGAUCGUCCUUGGGAAGGCUUAUUCCUUCUGUACAGACAGCAACACAGAGCAAAAAUUAAACUAAGAGACUUUGUCCUACAAACAUCCAAAAAAGCUUUGUAUUUUUGUUACAAUUGCCUUUUUUUCUUGUGACAAUUGCUGUGAGUAAAGAAAAUAUUUUUGUAGUA